UAGGGAGGCCAGGGUGGCCGGAGGUGAGGUCAGAGAGAAUGGGUGGGCCCUGAGGGCUCAGAGAACCCAGAAAGGAUUCGCUCUUUCUCUCUCUCAACUUAUAAAGAAAUCUAUUUCUCCCAGUUUGGAGACUGGCAAGUCCCAUAUCUAGGCGUAGGCAUCUGGCUACGACCUUCAUGUUCCAUCUUCUUGUGGAGGAAGCAAGAGGGUGAGGGAGGGCGAGAGACACAGCAAGGUUCUGGUUUUGACCCAGAGCAGCACGGUACCAUUGCACAGACACACAGUCCUUUACCUAGUCAGAACCAUCAGCUUUCCCUGGGGCACAGGAGGCUGAGGGAGGCAGCAUCUCUGACUGAGAGUAGACAGGCUUAAGGGCCUGGGGAGCCUCUUCUAGGGCCUGGUUCUUCUAUUUUCCUGGGUUCUUCCCAGCGUAUCCUGUUUGAGUGGCUGCUACAGGCCACUGUGAGCUGGGCCUGCCACCUAGUGGCCACACUCUGCCUCCACCAGGUCUUGCUGCCGGUCUGGGGUGGGCAAGGCCUGUGCUCGGUGGGCAUGAGUAGGAAUUUGGCAUGAACAGGCGGGACGGGCCUUGUCUCUUGCUAACUGAGGCAGCCCUGGAGGGGCCUGGCCGGGCUAGAACCCAGUUGCCAUCUCAGGCCACUCAGUAAGGUGUCAUUGACCAGAAAGGACGUUCCGCAGGCCUGUGGGCCCAUCUUCCUGCCCCGGAAGAUUCCCUGCUCUGCACACACAUCCUCCAGUCUCAGGGUCACUGAAGUUGGCUCACGCCCCACUCCUGGUUGCCUGAGAUCUGGGCACUGGGCCACUUCUCACCCUCCAGCCAGAGUUAAACAUUAGUGGGAGGCUGUCUGCCCGUCUCGGGGGAGGGCAGGGGAAUCACACUCACCAGUCUCCCGUGUGGAGCACCAGUUCCUGCCCGAGCCCAGACAAUGCCUGUGGAGGAGUUCAUGGCUGGCUGGAUCUCUGGAGCUCUGGGCCUGGUCCUGGGACAUCCCUUUGACACUGUGAAGGUGCGACUUCAGACCCAGACCAGCUACCGGGGCAUCAUGGACUGUAUGGUCAAGAUUUACCGCCAUGAGUCGCUCCUGGGCUUCUUCAAGGGAAUGAGCUUCCCCAUUGCCAGCAUACCUGUGGUCAACUCUGUCCUGUUCGGGGUCUACAGCAACACCCUGCUGGCACUCACAGCCACCUCCCACCAGGAGCGGCGGGCCCAGCCCCCCAGCUACACACAUGUCUUCAUAGCAGGCUGCACUGGUGGUGUCCUGCAGUCCUACUGCCUGGCCCCAUUUGACCUCAUCAAAGUCCGACUACAAAACCAGACGGAGUCAAGGGUGCAGCCAGGGAGCCCUCGACCCCGGUACCAGGGGCCCGUGCACUGCGUAGCCACCAUCUUCCGGGAAGAGGGUCCACGGGGACUGUUCCGAGGAGCCUGGGCCCUAAUGCUGAGGGACACCCCCACUUUGGGAAUCUACUUUGUCACCUAUGAAGGGCUCUGUCGCCAGUACACUCCAGAUGGCCAGACCCCUAGCUCAGCCACAGUGCUAGUGGCCGGGGGCUUUGCAGGCAUUGCCUCCUGGGUGACAGCCACGCCCUUAGAUGUGAUCAAGUCCCGGAUGCAGAUGGAUGGCCUGGGACGCAGAGCCUACCAGGGGUUGCUGGACUGCAUGGGUCUCAGUAGGUUGCUUACAGCUAUGGAGGCUGGCUUUGAACCUGUGAUCCUCCUACCUCGGCCUCCUGAGUUGCUGGGAUUUCAGGUCACACAGCUCGAAGUCACAACUUGCCUGGAUGCAUCUGGUCCUCCAAUCCCAGAGUCCAUUUCCUUUGUACCUUGCUCCACCUAGCACUUUGGCUAUCUCCAUGAGUCACCUAAGUUCCAACUGACGUAGGCCACACCUGCCAGGACUGACCCUCCAGGUGCUCAUCGGAGCCCUCCUCUGUUGCUGGCGGCCAUCUUGAAGGUUCUCCCAUGCUCAGAGGUGGCUGGGCAGGUGGCCCUGAGCAGGGCUGCAUUUGCUAGCCUCCCUCGCAGCUAGGGUUAGUUUCCUUUCUCUCUUUCUUUCUUUUUUUGGUGGGGGGUACCAGAGAUUGAACUCAGGGGCACUUAACCCCUGAGCCACAUCCCCCGUCCUAUUUUCUGUGUUUUAUUUAGAGACAGAGUCUCACUGAGUUGCUUAGUGCCUCACUUUUUGCUGGGGCUGGCUUUGAACUUGCAAUCCUCCUGCCUCAGCCUCCCGAGCUGCUGGGAUUACAGGUGUGUGCCAUCAUGCCCCGCAGGGUUAGUAUUUUGUUAGAGAAACAAAGCGAUGUGUGCAAAUUUCCCCUCACUGGCUCCAAAGGAAAAUCCUUCCAGUUGGUAGAAGUGACUAGACUGACCCUAGAAGGUUGCUGCCAAAGAUGCAGGAGGUACCCUGCUGGCCUAGAACCUGGGUGAGGCCCACAGCCCACCUCUCCGCUUCACCCCAGCUAAGCCAGAGGUAAGGGGCCAUGAGUAUAUAGUCUAUGCUAAUCCAAGUGUGUUGUGUGGCGAGCAGUUGAGCCAGGAAGAAGGUCCUGCCCACUUCACACCUGCCAAUCCAGAUCUCUGGGGACAGGGCCCAGGAAUCUGUAUUAUAGAAAGCUUUCCUGGUGAUUUUUACUCACACGAAAGUUUAAGAAUCAGUGUUCCAGGUGUUCCUGAACAGAAAUGUGCUGCCCUGUCAAGCUGAGAAAGUUGUAUGGUAGGAGCCUUUGAACUAGUUUUUAGAAAUCUCUGUUCCUCUUUUGGAAAACAUAGUCACCUUGAGACCAGUUCUCUGGUGACUUGAGACUAGCACAGCCCUUUCUGCUUUCUGCCUCAGUUUUCUCUCUGAGAUUCUCUUCGGGUAAGGCAGUUUGGGGCUGGUACAGUGCCACUGCAGUAUCAGGAGUUUCAGGCUGGACAGGGCAGUGGGGGCACAGCAGACGCUGGGCUACUGGGGCAGUCGGCUGCUCUAGGGAAGUAAACUGUGCACACGUGGAAGAGGAGAUGGCUUUUAUAAACGGCAAGGAGGGGACAGAAGAAUCUGAGUGGCCCUUUGUAGCUUGCAAUUUCUCACCAAAUGACAGCUAUGGAGAGUAAAAUCAAGGAAUCCUUAUUUUUAAAAAAUCCUUUUGGAGUAGUAAUUGUGCCUGUACAUUUGGGCUUCCAUUUUUCUUCUCUGGUUCUACCCAGAGGCCUCUCUGGCAGGGCCUGAACUCAUAAUUUAGAACGAGAGGGGUACAUGGCAGGGUGCAGGAGGGGCCACCAAGUUCCAGGUGACAGUUCUUUCCACUCACGCACAGCAGGGCUGCUAGCCGGGCUGUGAGGUCCUCAGGGUGAAGCACGGGGCCAUCUGUGGUAAAACUGCUCCUCUUGCAUGGGGGAGCGCAGGGGGAGUCAAGCACUGUUAGAAAACUGAAAAACCAACAAAGAUCAGGCAGGAAAUGACUCAAGUUUUUUCAUUCUCUUUUUCUCAUGCUGGGGAUGGAACCCAGGGCCUUCUCUGUGCCGGGCGAGCCAGCAACUACUGAGCUGCCUCCCAGGCCGGGGUUGCCGUUAUGUUCAGGAACUCUUUUUUUUUUUUUUAAGAGAGAGAGAGAGAGAGAGAGAAUUUUAAUAUUUAUUUUUUAGUUAUCGGCGGACACAACAUCUUUGUUUGUAUGUGGUGCUGAGGAUUGAACCCGGGCCGCACGCAUGCCAGGCAAGUGCGCUACCGCUUGAGCCACAUCCCCAGCCCUGUUCAGGAACUCUUGAGAGAGCAAUCUUUAAGAAAUAGGACUCUGUCGGCGAAGUGGCUUUCAGGUUACCAAGGGGCAGGGAGGCUUGGUGUACAGAGCUGGCAACUGAGACCAAUAUGUUAAGUAGAGUCCCGUAGGACUUGUGUUGUCAGAUGUCAUACUUAGUUUUAUAGCAGUGGCCGAGGAGCUCCAGGGGAGACUCAGGCAUGGAGUGCUACAGUGGCUACAUAUAAAGGGGAGAGGGCACAGCCGGGGGUGACUGGCUUAAGUAACGUUUACCACACUCACUCAACAGCUAGGCCCAGAGGACUCAAUCUCUGGAUGUGACUCCAUUGGUGUCCCCAGCCUGUCCCCAACCUGCACCAGGCCCACGCUGGUGCCUCUUGUACCCCAGAGGUGCUUCACAUUACCCCCCUAGCCUGGCCCUUCUGCAGAGCUCAAGGUCACAGGUGUCCCAAAGCAGCUGUCAUCAACACAGACCAGACACAUUUGUGUUUUUCCACAAUGUCACUAUUCAUUGAAUGACAGCACAUUGACAAGCUACACCAUUUCCACAAGGGGCAGUUCACUGAAUCCUUGUGGGUCACCUGGUUCAUAAGCCUGACAAUCACAAGUUCUUUUAUUCCCAUCUUAAUUUCUAACAUCUGUAACACUCAAGUCACCCACACCUCACACAGUGAUGUGGGUGGGAUACAGAAAGGCUAAGAGAGGGUCAAGGGAGCCACAGGGUUCAGAAGGCAGAGAGCAGAUACAAGGCAAAGAGUCCCUAGGUAGUCAGAUAAGAUUAGGAGUAGCCAAAAGCUGGUUCAAAGCAGUCGAAGCUUAGGAAGUUAUUCCAGGCCAAGGUCUGGACAGACCAGGUGGCAGUUUCCAAGUCAGUUUGGAGUGGGCCACGCGUGGCAGAAGGAACCACACUCUGCUAGAGACCAAGGGCAGAGAUUCAGAGGUUCAUCACUGUGAUUUUCCUGAUGACCAGAAGAUGGGGUGUCCAGUCUCGGGGUGCUUCUCCUUUUUUAUGGGCCUCGGGUGAAGGGGUUCCUACCUUUGGUGGUCUGGUGUGUUCAAAAAGCUCGGGAGCCUGUUUUUUUCCAAUAUGAGUUUGACACGCCCAUGCAUCCCUGUACUUCUGAUAACUCACUAGGUCAUUCUAUUAGCACAAUUAACUUAUUUAUUGCUUUAUGCCUCUCGUUGUGCCAGGCAGAUGGUGGUUGUCUACUUAUACAAACAAGAUGUGGAAUCCUUCCCCCUUGGCACUUAAGCUCACGGCAAACGACUGCUUUACAAAGUGGAGUCACUGAGGUUUAGGCACAGCCUGAAAACUGCUGUUCCAUAAGUUGUGGAGUAACUCAGAGCAGGGCAUAGCCUGCUGUCCACAGCAGCUCUCUCCUGUCCUCUCACAUCAGAAUCCCUAAGUCCUGCUGAUGUACUUUGAAGUUUCCUGGGGUCUACUCCCUCAUUUCCAAUCCUAAUAUCACAGCUCCAGUCCUGUCCUGAAUCUGAACAAAUAACUAUUGAAAUGGAAUUCUGAUCAAGUCACCCUGCUCUUCAGUGGCUUCCCUUUGCUCUAAAGAAUCAUGUCUACUCCUUUCCCCAGCCUGCAGAACCUACAUACAUUCACUUGCUCUUGUCUUGGGUCCUUAAUACUGGGCUUUCUCCCACCACAGGACAAUUUCACAUGUUCUUCUCACUACUUACGUACCUUCCACUCAUCUUUCAGCUCUAAGUUCCAUAUAGCUUCCUCUAUCUAAGUCAGAUUCCUUUGGCUUAUGUCAGAGGUUCAGAAUUACCUAGAAGUUUUGUUAAAGUACAGAUUGGUGAGUCCUACUCCUGAGUUUCUGAUUCAAUAGAUUUGUGGUGGGCCCCAAAAUUUGCAUUUCAUGAAGUUCCCAGAUGCUGCUGAUGCUGCAGGUGUGAGCCAUGAAAGCACGUGCUUUCAUGACCACCCCCCAGUCUGUAAUUACACAUUCUCCUCUGUGUGGCUCUUUGAUUAUAUCUUUCUCUCCUUUAAACUGUGAGCUCCAGGGAGCAGAGACCUUGCUUCUUUUUGCUUUAUCAUCAAAACUAGCUGCCAUGCAGGGUUAUUCAAUAAUUUGCCAUGGGGAGGUAGCGCAUGUCUGUAAUCCCAGCAACUCUGGAGGCUAAGGCAGGAGGAUCCCAAGUUGGAGGCCAGCCUGGCAACUUAGAGAGGCCCAAAGCAACUGAGCAACACCUGUCUCUAAAUAAAAAAAUAAAAAGGGCUAGGGAGGUUGCUCAGUGGUUAAGCACCACUGAAUUCAAUCCCCAGUACCAAAAAUAAAUAAAUAAAUAGAUUGAUAAACAAAUAAAAUUGUUGAAUGAAUGAAUGACAGAAGCUGGUUUUCCAGACUUCCUUUCUGGCAGGCUAGUGCUCUAGAUUUUAUGUAGAGCCCUCAUACUAUUACCAGCAGGCUUGAGCAAAGGUCCUGGAGGUCCCAAUAGACCAGGCUCGGCCACCCGUCUCACCAUGCCAGUUGAAGAGCUGAACAGUGUUAAAGGGCAGGAAAGGUCUUUAGCCAGCAUGGCCAUGCCAGGAGGACCAGAUAUAGAGAGGUACAAUGACCAGAGACCUCCCAGGGACUGACAAAAACUGAGUAUUGGUGGCUCAUGCCUUUAAUUCCAGCUGUGUGGGAGGCUGAGGCAAGAGGAUUGCAAGUUUUUUUUUUUUUUUUUUUUUUGGUGCUGGGA
This is a messenger RNA of Marmota monax (woodchuck), 6456 nucleotides long. RefSeq names its product solute carrier family 25 member 45 (gene Slc25a45). NCBI's taxonomy places the organism in Eukaryota, Metazoa, Chordata, Mammalia, Rodentia, Sciuridae. Gene Ontology annotation, cellular component: mitochondrion. Gene Ontology annotation, biological process: transmembrane transport. The coding region runs from base 948 to 1859 and encodes 303 amino acids. The record is from RefSeq and is a predicted model, not a curated record. Gene Ontology annotation, molecular function: transmembrane transporter activity. The transcript has 8 exons.